UGUGUCCGUUAAACUGUCCGACGGAGAUGAGACGAAAGAGAAAAGGAGACGACGUCCGUCGGAAAACAGCUUUACCGGGAAAACUAACGCGCAGCAUGUGGCCGGCGCUUUGGACCCCGAAAUGGUGGAUUUUUACGGUCUGUGUAGCAGGUGUCUUCCCUCAGCCAUGCGCUGGUGUCCAUGUGUUUGUGAGGGAUGAGAAGCGGUACGCUGUGCUGUUUCAGUCGGUCGUCCUGCCAUGUCAGUACAACAGCGUGUCCACACAAACCGCCGUGGUGCAGUGGGUUUACAAGUCCUACUGUCGGGACCGCACACGGGACUCGUUCAGCUUCCCUGACAGCCUCGGCGGGGGGCUCGGAGGAGGUGGGAUGACCAGCACAAGCGGAGGAUCCGGCGGAAGCUACGACACAGGAAUGACUGCAAGUUACCUCGACUGCUCCGACAACAGCAGGACUGUCCGAACCGUGGCCUCCAUCUCUGGCUCCUCAGUCACACUGUCAGAGUACUACAAGAACAGAGACAUCUCCAUCAUCAACAAGGCAGACCUGCGUAUAGGAGAGGUCCAGUGGGGAGACAGUGGAGUGUACAUCUGCAAAGUGGUCAUAUCUGAUGACCUCGAGGGACAGAACGAAGCCUCGGUGGAGCUCCUGGUUCUUGGUUUCUCAGGUGUGCCAGAAGAUCUCCUACCAGACUUUGAUUUGAAGAUUAUGCCAGAGUGGGUGUUUGUGCUUGCGGUGGUGCUCGGCAGUGUUUUAUUCCUGCUGUUGGUCGGGGUGUGCUGGUGUCAGUGUUGUCCUCACUCCUGCUGCUGCUACGUCAGCUGCUGGUGCUGUCCCGACACGUGCUGCUGCCCCCGACAUCUGUACGAAGCUGGAAAAGGAAUAAAGACGGGCACUUCCACCCCUCAGUCCCCUGUCUACCCUCCGUACUUUGUCACCGGUGUCCCCAGCAUGGUCCCUAUUGCCCCUCCGUCUCUGGUGGAUAAGAUGUCCUCUGUGCCGGCCUCAGAUGGCAGCCUUCUAACAGCAGUGCCGAUGCAUGCUGUAGGCGUAGGGGUCCCCUACCGCGUGCCCUCACCUCAGGAUCAGGACUCUCUCAGGGUGCUACAGUAUGUAGAGAAACAGCUGGCUCACUUCAACCCCGCCAGGUCCACCAGCCACCACUCUUGUAGCGUGUCUGAGCUGAGUUCCCUCCACGAGGGAGACGCCGGCUUCCGUCAGACAUUUCGAAACGUCCAGAAGAAAGCUCUGCCGGCCAUCCCCGAUCAGGACAGUCAGCCUGAACCCCAGCAGCACCGGGGAAGCCGCAGCCCCGAGCCGCAGCGUUACCACGGCAGUCCCCCAUCUCCCCGCCGUCAUCGUGAGGACCCGGACUCGGAUCCCCGCCGCCGCCCGGACGACCCUCCUCAGCCCCGUCGAUACAGCGACGACCCUCCUCCAUCCUCCCCGCCGCGCAGGCCCGGCCGGAAUCAGAGGCAGCAGAACCACAGUGAGGAGGAAAACCACGGCAGGUGGAACCCUCGAUCGGAGCAUCUGCACAGGAAGACGUAUCGCAACGCAGAGCGAACCGGCUCCCUGGACGAGCUGGAGGAGUUUGCCGCGCAUUACAGGCAGAGAGGAGGAAGAGGAGCAGAGAGGAGGGAGGAAGAUCGGGGCGACUACGAGAUGGAGCUCCAGGACUUCGGCGGAUACCCUUCCUACCGCAUCGGCCCUCCGCAGCAUUACCACAGUCAUGAGAACGACAGCAGUGACCACGAAGAUCAGCCCCGCCGGAGCAAGAGCAAAGCACACAACAUCAGCCCGAUCCCCUCGCCCACGAAGAGGCGGGGCACCUGGGAUAAUGAACGCAGCGCCCCCCCUCCCCCCGCCGCUGGCCCGCCAUCAGCUUCUUCUCAAGAAAAGGACUACGACGCCACGUUCCUGAACAGUCUGCUGGAGCGCAAGGCGAAGCUGAGAGGGGUCAGCCAAGGGAAGAGCGGCGGCCGAGGUGAGGACGACUCGGACACGCCCUCUAAGGGCAGCUCCAAAAAGAGCAGCGGGGAGUCCAGCCGGCACUGCAGCCGCUCGCCCAGCAACAGGCCGGAGGUGGACUCACUGCCCGCUCACUCAGAUACAGAGCGAAACAGAACCGACAGGCCGUCUCCACGGCCGCCCGCUGCCAGCAGCCGUCCUGCGCAUUCCCUCAGCGGUCGCAGGGAGGACCCCAGAGACAAGACCCGGAAAGUGGGCACCCUUCUCAGCCGAGACUCUCUCAUCGUCUGAUGGACUUCAAGUAACAAAGAGUAAAAACUUUAAGGGGACGGUGCGUACAGCACUGACACACAAACUCCAUGUCAGCAUAAAAAGACGCUUUUUGAUAGAAUAUAUGGACAACCGUGAGAAACAACGGAGCGAGAGACACGUCUCUCCUGUCAUUUCUUCUCCUGGGACUCCCCCCCCCCCCCCCCCCCCCCCCCCCCCCCGCGGUGUCACUGAGAGAUGAAGUCACUGUCAGACGUGUCUCAGCUGGACGAACGCUCCACUAAUGUGAGCAGGCUGUGUGACCUGGACCGUCCCUGGCAGCAGGAUGCCGUUAGCGUCCCCCGUUGUCCCUUUAGAAAAGACUCUGGAGCGUGCACUCCUGCCUCGCGCCUGCAGCACAACGACGCCAUUCAUGACCGUUUUGAUGAGAUACGUGAUUUAAAGCAGCACGGCUGUAGAAUAGCUGGUAAACGACAGUACCGGUACAGUACAAGUCACACUGUAGCUACAGUUCUGAAACAACACACACACAGUGCGUCAGUGAGAGACAUGUCAGCUCCGCAAGUCUCAGUGGUUUUGAUAGCAGGAACCUAAAUGAGCAAUUUCUGUAUGUUUAAGGGUCAGUUCUAGAUCACAUUAAACUGUGUAGAGUUUGUAUAUGUUAGGUGUUUUAUGAAGCGACAGCAGACGGAGACGGAGAUCCAAAAUAAUCUGUUUUGGUCGACAAAUAGAGAAGAAUUCAUUGAAGAGUUUUCAGGUCGUUUCCAGUAUAUGUCCACACAGCGGUGGAGUGACGCGAUUUCUCCCUGGUUCUCUCCCUCAUUCACGUUGCCUUUAGCACUGACUGUGUGUUUCCUCUGUGAUGAACCCGACCAGUGAGCAUCCCGCCUUCACCCAGAGUCAGCUGGGACUGACUCCAGCCUUCUCUGACUUUUAUUCAAUAAAACAGUAUGGAAAAUGCCAGAAAGGAUGAAGGAAGAAGUAAAACUUAGGUUAUCAACUAAUCCUGCCAUCUCACCUCUGACCAUUGCAUUAACAUUAUUUUCCCUCUCUGUUGUGGAGUAGGGCUUUAUCUUCCACUAAAGGUUGUUGAGAGUUUCCACAAAAUAACUGUGUUCUGAAAGAGACUAAACAUCAUGAGAUUAUAUAUUCUCUAUUAUCCUAUAAGGUAUUGAAGUGCAGCUUGCCUUUAAAACUUUUUUUUUUUUUUGUACGACAGUGUGAAUACUUUUUAUUUUGCCUGUAAACUCAAAUUAUUUAUACGUGCUGUGUAAUAUGUUUGUAACGUGUAAAUGAUCCUGUUUGUCUAAGCUUUUCAGUGCGACUGUAAGAUAUACACUGAUGUCUUUGACUCGGUGAAGCGGAGUCAGCAUGUGCUUGUUGCUGCUGAGUCAUCAACUAAACGGAGUGUGUUAUCAACGGCAACACGUAAACACACACCUCCAACCUACUGCUCAUCACAUCAGUCCUUGGUUACUUUGUUCAAACAACACCACGCAGUAUGAAAUGCUUCAGUCUUAAUCAAUUUUCAUUGUAUUCUUAGUAUUUGGGUUCCUCCUAUUUUCUGAUAUUUGGUACUGAAAAGUGUGUGCGUGCGCGUGCGUGAGAUGACUCUCGACUUUUCUGUCAAGGAGACAAUGUGCGAUUGAGAAUGACUCAUGUCUUUGUUCUUUGUUGUAAUCACAGACUGCUUGUCUUGACUCCCCGGCUGUGUCAAAACUCUCUCAUCUAUCAGUUCUGCCAGCUCAGCUGCAGAUAUCCGCCCGCUUCGUCAGCCACAUGGACAAUUUGUAACAACAAGGUUUUAAAAAUACGGAGGUAUCGCGUGGGUGAGAUGGCGACAAGGUGGCAAAUAUAAUACAGACACUAAGUCCAGCUGUUUUUUUUCUCUCUCUCUCAGGCAAUA
Messenger RNA from Salarias fasciatus (jewelled blenny), 4146 nucleotides. RefSeq names its product immunoglobulin-like domain-containing receptor 2. Bases 27 to 2261 code for a protein of 744 amino acids. Gene Ontology annotation, cellular component: membrane. The record is from RefSeq and is a predicted model, not a curated record. Lineage: Eukaryota; Metazoa; Chordata; Actinopteri; Blenniiformes; Blenniidae. The transcript has 10 exons. Gene Ontology annotation, biological process: pancreas development.